Messenger RNA from Fusarium poae, 1227 nucleotides. RefSeq names its product Ribonucleotide-diphosphate reductase (RNR), small subunit (gene RNR2). The transcript has 3 exons. Bases 1 to 1227 code for a protein of 408 amino acids. Gene Ontology annotation, biological process: deoxyribonucleotide biosynthetic process. The record is from RefSeq and is a predicted model, not a curated record. Gene Ontology annotation, molecular function: oxidoreductase activity. NCBI's taxonomy places the organism in Eukaryota, Fungi, Ascomycota, Sordariomycetes, Hypocreales, Nectriaceae.
AUGGCUGCGCAAAUGACUCCUUCGAAGCAGGCUGCUUCCGCAAUUGAGAACUUCAACAUGGAGUCCCCUGUCAAAAAGCUCGACUUCGGUGCCGCCAACAAGGAAAACGAGCCUCUCAACCAAACCACCGAUACCACCGAGCUGAAGACAAAGAUCGUUGAGGAGACCAAGAAGGAGGAGACCAAGACUGCUGCCCCUGGCAUUAAGGCUGAGGAAGCCGACGAGCCCCUCCUUCAAGAGAAUCCUCAGCGAUUUGUUCUCUUCCCUAUUAAGUACCAUGAGAUCUGGCAGAUGUACAAGAAGGCAGAGGCUUCCUUCUGGACAGCCGAGGAGAUCGAUCUUUCCAAGGAUCUCCACGACUGGAACAACCGUCUGACUGCAGAUGAGCAGUUCUUCGUCUCCCACAUCCUCGCUUUCUUCGCUGCCUCUGAUGGUAUCGUCAACGAGAACCUUGUUGAGCGAUUCAGUGGCGAGGUCCAGAUUCCCGAGGCUCGAUGCUUCUACGGUUUCCAGAUCAUGAUGGAGAACAUCCACUCCGAGACAUACUCCCUACUCAUUGACACCUACAUCAAGGAGCCUGCCCAAAGAACAUACCUCUUCAACGCCAUUGACACUAUUCCUUGCAUCCGAAAGAAGGCUGACUGGGCCAUUCGAUGGAUCCAGGACAAGGACUCCUCAUUUGCUCAACGUCUUGUUGCCUUUGCUGCCGUUGAGGGUAUCUUCUUCAGCGGUGCCUUUGCCUCUAUUUUCUGGCUCAAGAAGCGUGGCCUCAUGCCUGGUCUGACCUUCUCCAACGAGCUCAUCUCUCGUGACGAGGGUCUUCACACUGACUUUGCCUGCCUCCUCCACUCUCACCUUAAGGGACGUGCCAGCAAGCAGAUGAUCCAGGACAUCAUCACCGAUGCCGUUACCAUUGAGCAGGAGUUCCUUACUGAGGCUCUCCCUUGUGCUCUUCUGGGCAUGAACUCCAACCUCAUGAAGCAGUACAUCGAGUUUGUCGCUGAUCGUCUGCUCGUUGCUCUCGGUAACGAGAAGGUGUACAAGGCUACAAACCCCUUCGACUUCAUGGAGAACAUCUCUCUGGGUGGCAAGACCAACUUUUUCGAGAAGCGCGUUGCCGACUACCAAAAGGCCGGUGUCCUCCACAGUGCCAGCAAGAAGGCUGACGAGGAGGAGACACCCAAGGGCGAAAACGGCGGAGACUUCACUUUUGACGAUGACUUCUAA